Molecule: messenger RNA, 1853 nt
Organism: Spodoptera frugiperda (fall armyworm)
Lineage: Eukaryota; Metazoa; Arthropoda; Insecta; Lepidoptera; Noctuidae
Gene: AspRS
Product: aspartate--tRNA ligase, cytoplasmic
Exons: 13
Coding region: 183-1790 (535 amino acids)
Biological process (GO): aspartyl-tRNA aminoacylation
Cellular component (GO): cytoplasm; cytosol; aminoacyl-tRNA synthetase multienzyme complex
Molecular function (GO): RNA binding; ATP binding; aspartate-tRNA ligase activity
Source: RefSeq, a predicted model, not a curated record
AAAUGUCAUUUGUGUUGGACAAUGUCAUUUCAUUUUGACAGCUGUGUCCGUGGGUAACCUAAAGUACUAUUUUUGGAAAAAUAAUCACGUUUUUUAAAACAUAUUCAUUAAGUUUUAUGUGUGAAUAAUCUAUAAGAAGUGUUUAUUUAAUACUUAAAAGCAAUUAACGGCAUCAUCACAAGAUGGUAGUAUCCGAGGAGCAGCCCCCAGCAGUGGAAGGCGACGCGGCUGCCAGCAAGAAGGCCGCCAAGAAAGCUGCCAAGGCUGCCGAGAAACAGCAGAAGAAAGCUGAACAUAAGGCUGCUUCAGGCCAGGUUCAACAAGAAGCGUCGGAGCCGGAUGUAUCAGAAGGCCGGUACGGACAGCUGAAGCUGAUCCAGUCCUCCGGGGAACACAGGGACCGGGUAUACACCGAUGUCAAGGAUCUCACUGUCAAGCUUAAUGGACAGAGCGUGUGGGUUAGAGCUCGCCUCCAGACCUCCCGUGCCAAAGGCAAGCAAUGCUUCGCGGUGCUGCGGCAGAGCAGUAGCACCGUGCAGCUGCUGGUCAGCGUCAGCGAGGAGCGAGCCGUCAGCAAACAGAUGGUCAAGUUUACGGGCAAUAUAACGAAAGAAUCGAUAAUCGACGUGUACGCGACCGUUGUAAAGACAGCGACCCCUAUCGAGUCGUGCACGGUGCGCGACGUGGAACUGGUCGCGGCGCAGCUCUGGCUCGUGUCGCCUGCGCGCGCGCAACUGCCGCUGCAGAUCGAGGACGCUGCUAGACCAGAGAAAUCUGAUGAUCCAGAGGCUUUGAAGAUCCGUGUGAACCAAGACACGAGGCUGGACAACCGAGUCCUGGACCUCCGUACUCCGGCCAACCAGGCCAUCUUCCGGCUGGAGGCAGGCGUCUGCAAGCUGUUCCGAGACCUCCUCACUCAGAGAGGGUUCGUCGAGAUCCACACACCGAAGAUAAUAUCAGCAGCAUCAGAAGGCGGUGCCAACGUAUUCACCGUGUCGUACUUCAAGUCCUCAGCAUACCUCGCGCAGAGCCCGCAGCUGUAUAAACAGAUGGCGAUCGCCGCUGACUUCGACAAGGUAUUCACAGUGGGCGCAGUGUUCCGUGCCGAGGACUCGAACACGCACCGCCACCUGACGGAGUUCGUGGGCCUCGACCUGGAGAUGUCGUUCAAGCACCACUACCACGAGGUGCUCUACACCAUCGCUGGGACCCUGACUGACAUGUUCCGUGGCCUCAGAGACCAGUUCGCGGCGGAGAUAGCGACGGUGGGGCAGCAGUACCGCGUGGAGCCGUUCAAGUUCCUCGACCCCCCGCUGCGGCUCGAGUUCCCGCAGGCCAUACAGAUGCUCAAGGAAGCAGGAGUAACAGUAGGCGAGGAGGACGACCUCUCCACUCCGGACGAGAAACUCCUCGGCCGCCUGGUGCGUGCCAAGUACGACACGGACUUCUACAUCCUGGACAAAUACCCGCUCGCCGUCCGGCCGUUCUACACCAUGCCCGAUCCUAAUAACCCGAAAGUGUCCAACUCGUACGACAUGUUUAUGCGCGGCGAGGAGAUCCUCAGCGGCGCGCAGAGGAUACACGACCCGGACUUCCUCACUGAGAGGGCCAAACAUCACGGGAUUGACAUCAGUAAGAUAGCUGCAUACAUCGAGUCCUUCCGACUAGGAUGUCCACCACACGCAGGCGGUGGUAUCGGUAUGGAGCGCGUCGUAAUGUUGUAUCUCGGCCUGGACAACAUCCGCAAGACGUCGAUGUUCCCGCGCGACCCCAAGCGAGUGACGCCGUGAACGCAACUUGUAUUAUACCAGUUUUGUACUGACAGAGCAAUAUACAGUAAAAUGUUUAUUUAA